Messenger RNA from Solanum tuberosum (potato), 1371 nucleotides. RefSeq lists its product as uncharacterized. The transcript has 2 exons. NCBI's taxonomy places the organism in Eukaryota, Viridiplantae, Streptophyta, Magnoliopsida, Solanales, Solanaceae. The record is from RefSeq and is a predicted model, not a curated record. The coding region runs from base 1 to 1371 and encodes 456 amino acids.
AUGAGUGUGGGGGAUUAUAGCCACAGGUUUAAUUCUUUGGCAGGAUAUGCACCAGAUAUUGUACGUACCAUGAGAGCCAGAGUUCAUCGUUAUGUUGAUGGUUUGGCAGAUCAUUGGAUCAGAGAUUGUAGGGUAGCAUCCCUAUCAGAUGAUGUAGAUAUUUCCCUCGUACAGGCUUUCGCUCAGACUACAGAGGACCUUUCUAAACGGAUUCGUGAUACACGCAGGGAUAGGGAGCAGAGUAAGACGGCCCGUACUAUGGGGUCUUAUAGGGAGCCACAUGGCCAGCCUGAAGGUCGUCGACAGGAUCAUUCCGUACAGGUAAGACAUCCAACUCCUCACUGUACACAGUGUGGUAAGCCGCACACUGGGCAGUGUAGACAGGGUUCAGGUGCAAGUUAUCAUUGUGGGCAGACAGGACAUUUUAUUACUCGGUGCCCGAGGUUGAGCAGAGGUGUUCUAGCGCAGCCUUCAGGAUCCACAGCAACAUCUUCACCCUCAGUCCGUGCCCCACGACCAGGACCACAGUCUACUCAGGGUCAUGGUAGAGGGAGAGGUGAAGGAGAUACAGGUUCGAGCGGUGGUCAGAAUCUCUUUUAUGCACUCACAGGACGACAGGAUUCAGAGGCAUCCCCUGAUGUUGUUACAGGUAUAUUGACGAUAUCUUCUCAAGCUGUUUACGCAUUGAUAGACCCUGUUUCUACAAUUUCAUAUAUUACUCCAUUUAUUGCUAGUAAGAUUGACAAGAAAUCUGAGUUGUUGCCACAACCAGUUGAGGUGUCUACACCGAUUGGCGAUUCUAUUUUAGCUAGUCGUGUCUAUCAGGAUUGCACGGUACUAAUUAAUGAUCGUCCAACCUCCGCUGAUUUAGUUGAGUUGAUUAUGCUAGAGUUUGAUGUUAUCAUGGGUAUAGAUUGGUUAGCAGCUUGCUAUGCUAAUAUUGAUUGUCGUGCGAAGAUAGUACUAUUUUACUUUUCAGGUGAGCCAGUCCUUGAGUGGAAGGGUAAUUCAGCCACUCCUAAGGGUAAGUUUAUUUCAUACCUUAGGGCUCGGAAGUUGAUUGCUAAAGGUUGCAUAUACCAUAUAGUUCAUGUACAGGAUAUUGAUAAGGAGCUCAUGACUCUUCAGUCAAUUCCUAUCGUGAAUGAAUUUUCAAUGGUAUUACCUGAUGAUCUUCCAAGAAUUCCCCCAAAAAGGGAAAUUGAUUUCUCUAUAGACUUGCUUCCUGAUACGCAACCUAUAUCGAUUCCUCCCUAUAGAAUGGCACCUGCAGAACUAGGAGAAUUGAAGGAACAACUAAAGGACUUGCACGAUAAAGGCUUUAUUAGGCCAAGUAUUUCCCCAUGGGGUGCCCCAGUGCUCUUUGUUUGA